Gossypium arboreum is the source of this 1436-nucleotide messenger RNA. Its product is annotated as E3 ubiquitin-protein ligase At3g02290-like. The record is from RefSeq and is a predicted model, not a curated record. The transcript has 7 exons. NCBI's taxonomy places the organism in Eukaryota, Viridiplantae, Streptophyta, Magnoliopsida, Malvales, Malvaceae. Bases 473 to 1165 code for a protein of 230 amino acids. Gene Ontology annotation, molecular function: ubiquitin-protein transferase activity.
UUAUCCUAAUGAUAAGCUGGUCCACUCCAUUCUCUACCCCUUUACCAAAUCCGUUUCUUUCUAGUUACCUACUGCAAUCAAAGCACCUCUUUUCCGUCCACGCGGUUUUUGCCUAUUUUUUCCCCCUAAAUUAUCAGGAAAAAAGAUUAAAAAUUUAAUCUUUGUCUUCCGCCCAGGCCGCUCCUUAGAUUGUCUUACUCUUGGGAUCUAUUUUCGUCUGCUUCAAUAUAGAAAAAACUUACGGUCGUGAAAAUGGUGGUCUUAUAGUCGAUGAUGGAUUACUUUUGUCCAAAGAGUUGAAAUUGAGACAGUCAUAAAACUGAUGAACUGAGCUUCUUUUGUGACGAAAGGUUUAGUGAGGAAUUGUCUUGUAUUUGGAAGGAAGGUGAACAAUUCUUUUAUGACCUUUUCUGCAAGCUCUGAAAGCUUUUUCAGAAUUGUGUAAUCGGAAAUAUAUACAUUCUAGGCAGAAAUGGGUGCUUUUUGCUGCUGUUCAUGUGGUGAUGACUGUGAAGAAUAUGCUUAUCCUAGCAAUUCAAUAUAUAGGCACUGCAUCUGCCUAAGGUUCUUCUUCUAUCAGCUAUUCACUGGGUAUGGUGCUCUGUUUCACAGAUUGGAUGGGCGACCUGCAUCCCAGAUCCAAGGAGCUUCUCUGUCAUCAACAACAACUGUUACUGCAAUAUCAGAUAAUUCAGCCAUUGAAACUCAUGUUACAAUGUCCAGACCAGUCCCUUACGAUGCUGAGCAGAGGUACUCUCGUUUGCAGCGUGAUGGCUUGGUCUCUAGGCGUGAUAAGUCUGUGACUCAUUUUCAAGAAGAAACUCAACCACUAAGAAGAAAUAUAAGCAGUUCUGAUGGAGAAUCAUUGGGUAUUGGGAGGAAAUGGAAUGGAGUCGAGUCAGAAGAAGACUCUAAGAUUGCCCAUCUUGAGUUAUCAGAGAGGAGUUUGGCACCAAAAGUUGCACAAGGACCUAACUAUAUACAGCCUUCAGCAGAAGAAGAAGAUGUCUGCCCUACUUGUCUUGAUGAAUAUACCCCAGAAAAUCCUAAAAUCACAGCUCGCUGCUCACACCAUUUUCAUCUUGGUUGUAUUUAUGAAUGGUUGGAAAGGAGUGAAAGUUGUCCAAUAUGUGGCAAGGAGAUGGAGUUCUGUGAAAGCCCCUAAGGUCUGGUUGCAUCUUGAUUCAAUGCAAUGGAGCAAAUACAUAUAGAGCGGCAGGUAUUAUCAGUAUGUAUAAGCUCUCUGAUCUUUAUUGAAGAGGCACAUCGUGUAUAGAAGAGUUUGUUCUUUAUCCAUCACUAGUAGUACUACCUGGUAAUUUCUUCCUACUCGGACUCGAAUGAUCAUGACGUUACCUUCGAUGUAAAAAGCUAAUAUAAUAAUUUGUGUGAAAGUUAUAAUACGUGGAAUCAACUUGAUGAUGUGUAACAAUAAA